AUGAUUUGGAGCUUCAAUUUUUGGAAUAUUACAUUGCUACUAUGUUAUAUUCUUUUUUCAUUACACAUAUGCAAAGGUGUUAAAGUAAAUAAUCUCAGUAGUUGUACUACCACUAGUAGUAGAAGUAGAAGUAAUAGUAGUAGAAGUAGAAGUGAUAGUAGUAGAAGUAGAAGUAAUAGUAGUAGUAGUGCUCGUGGCGGUUGCUGUAGGGGCAUAAAUUUACCUCUCAGAAAGAAGCUUCUGAGCAUACCUAAUAGAGUACCCGCAAAAAUAAGUAAAGGUCCAAACCAGCCAAUUAAAGAGUACGAUGUUAAUAAAAGAAAUAUAAUGAUCAACUGUUAUGAUAAGUCAGACAUCUUUCAUAAGAGUUUUUUUUUAUCAAUGGAUGAGAAAAAGAAUAUAAAGGAUGUCAAGGAAAAGAUUGAAAAUUUACACGGAAUACCAAUAAUUUUUCAAGAAAUAAUUUAUGAAAAUAAACCUUUAAGUAAUGAUGUAACUAUUGAAUAUUUAAUUAAAGACAAAAAAAUAAAAAUUUUAAAUUUUCGACUUAUACCAAUACUUCCACACUUGUUUAGUGAGGAAAAAGGAGAAUCUUUUAACGAAUGUGAAAAAGAAAAUAAAAAAAUAAAAUACUUAAAAAAGAAGCUAAAAUUUUAUGGCUACUUAACACUUCUUAACGAAUAUAAAAAAUUAUUACAAAAAUUAGAAGAAAAAAAUUAUAUACUAAAAAGUUAUGAUAUCAUCGAAUCUUUUAAAACAUUUGACACUGAAUUCGAAAGGAUGUUAAACAAUAACAAUUUAAGUUUAGAUAAGAUAAAAAAAGAAAUAGAAGAAUUAAAAUGUCUUAACAAGAAAAAGCUCAUGUUAAGGUUAGAAGUUGACUACCCACUUAUGAGUAAUUUGCUCUUACAAAGAAUAAAAGAAAUGAUUCAUUUUUAUUACUUGGGUGAUAUUAAAUCGGUCCUUAAAUUUUCAAUCUUUUUUUAUAUAUUAUAUAAAUAUGCCAAUUAUCCAAAAAAUGUAAAACAGUUUUUUCUGUACUUAUCAUUUUUUUUUCUACUGGCACCCUGUAAAUCUUUUUACAAAAUUUUCCAUUUCGUCUUUUUUUUCAUCCCACGUGGUCUGCUAUUUUCUGGCUUCACAAAUAUACUGUCGGCUUCGUAUCAACAAAUUUUAAUGUGUCAAUAG
This is a messenger RNA of Plasmodium malariae, 1188 nucleotides long. It is a transcript of the gene Ub, whose product is annotated as ubiquitin, putative. The record is from RefSeq and is a predicted model, not a curated record. The transcript has 2 exons. NCBI's taxonomy places the organism in Eukaryota, Apicomplexa, Aconoidasida, Haemosporida, Plasmodiidae. Gene Ontology annotation, molecular function: protein binding. The coding region runs from base 1 to 1188 and encodes 395 amino acids.